This is a messenger RNA of Anopheles maculipalpis, 4088 nucleotides long. It is a transcript of the gene Toll-7, whose product is annotated as toll-like receptor 7. The coding region runs from base 45 to 4016 and encodes 1323 amino acids. Gene Ontology annotation, biological process: signal transduction. The transcript has 2 exons. Gene Ontology annotation, molecular function: protein binding. The record is from RefSeq and is a predicted model, not a curated record. Lineage: Eukaryota; Metazoa; Arthropoda; Insecta; Diptera; Culicidae.
UUUGAUAGGAAGCAAAAGAGAAAUACACCACACAAAUCAACAAAAUGUAUCAGCGAAACAGUAGAACGUGUGAGGGAGGUGAAUCCAUCACGAUGGUUCUAGUGCUCCGGUUAGCGAUGUUCCUGUGCACACUCACCCUGGCCACCUGCUCCCAAUGCACGUGGGAGUACGAAAAGUCCAGCGUUGUGUGCCGGCUUCGGACACUCGAACGGACCGGGCUGGAUCUGCAAGGUGCAGAAGGCACCUCCCGGCUGGACAUUGAGUGCAGUGAGUUGAUACUGUUCGAGAGUCAGCUUCCUCGCAACAGCUUUAGCCGGUUGGCGGCUCUCGGCGAGCUACGGAUCGAGUCUUGCAAACUGCUCCAACUGCCCGAGGGUGCCUUUGAGGGUCUGCUGGCCCUGAAGAAGCUCAGCGUUAACACACGCAACUACGAGUGGGGACCGGGCAAGGUAUUGGAACUGCAAGCCGGUUCCAUGCGUGGCCUGAAGGAGCUUCAAUCGCUCGAUCUGAGCGAUAACAACAUUCGUGCCCUGCCCGAUGGUUUCCUGUGCCCCCUGACGGGACUGAAGGUGUUGAACCUUACCAACAACCGUUUCCGGUCGGCGGAAGCGCUCGGUCUGGCCGAGAAAACGUGCGCCGGUGGGUCGGAACUGCAAGCGCUUAAUCUUGCCUACAACGAGCUACGAGCCGUACCGACCGGCUGGGGCGUUUCGAAGCUCCGGCGUCUGCAGCACCUCAACCUCGAGUUCAACAACAUCUCCGAGGUGCACGGUGAUGCUCUGGCCGGCCUGGGUUCGCUCCGUACGCUCAAUCUCAGCUACAACCAUCUGGAAACAUUGCCGGCCGGUCUGUUUGCUGGAUCGCGUGACCUCCGCGAAAUCCAUCUGCAGGGUAACCAAAUCUACGAGCUGCCCCGUGGACUGUUCCACCGGCUCGAGCAGCUGCUCGUGUUGGACCUCUCGCGCAAUCAGCUGUCCUCGCACCAUGUCGACAAUGGGACGUUUUCGGGACUGAUUCGGCUGGUGGUGCUUAAUCUGGCCCACAAUGCCCUAACCCGCAUCGAUGCACGCACCUUUGCCGAGCUAUACUUUCUGCAGAUUCUUGAUCUGCGCAACAACUCGAUCGGUUACAUCGAGGAUAAUGCGUUCCUGCCGGUAUACAAUCUGCACACGCUAAAUCUAGCCGAGAACCGGCUUCAUACGCUGGACGAUCGGCUAUUCAACGGGUUGUUCGUACUGUCCAAGCUAACGUUGAACAACAACCUCAUCAGCAUCGUUGAGCCGAACGUGUUCCGCAACUGUUCCGAUCUGAAAGAGCUCGACCUCAGCUCGAAUCAGCUGACCGAGGUGCCGUACGCAAUCCGCGACCUGUCGAUGCUGCGGGCACUCGAUCUCGGCGAGAACCAGAUCGCACGCAUCGAGAACGGCACGUUUUCCAACCUGAAUCAGCUGACCGGACUGCGACUAAUCGAUAACCAGAUCGAAAACGUCACCGUUGGCAUGUUUGCCGAUCUGCCCCGUCUGUCCGUGCUCAACCUGGCGAAGAACCGUGUGCAGAACAUCGAGCGUGGUUCGUUCGAUCGCAACCUGGACAUUGAGGCGAUCCGGCUGGAUGGUAACUUCCUGACGGACAUUAACGGUAUCUUUGCGACGCUCGCUUCACUGCUGUGGCUGAACCUGGCCGAGAACCACCUGGUGUGGUUCGACUACGCGUUCAUCCCGAGCAACCUGAAGUGGUUGGACAUACACGGCAAUUACAUCGAAUCGCUCGGCAACUACUACAAGCUGCAGGAGGAGAUCAAGGUGAAGACGCUCGAUGCGAGCCACAACCGGCUGACGGACCUUGGGCCGAUGAACGUACCGAACAGUGUCGAGCUGCUGUUCGUGAACGAUAAUCACAUUGGCACGAUCCACGCCAACACCUUCAUCGACAAGGUUAACCUGGCCCGGGUGGAUCUGUACGCGAACGCGCUCAAGAAGCUGCAGCUGCACCAGUUGCGGGUGGCACCGGCACCAACGACGGACCGUCCGCUGCCAGAGUUUUACCUCGGUGGCAAUCCGUUCGAGUGUGACUGUUCCAUGGAGUGGAUGCAGCGUGUAAACAAUCUCACCACCCGGCAACAUCCGAAGAUUAUGGAUUUGCCGAACGUCGAGUGCAUAAUGCCACAUGCGCGUGGUUCUCCUAUUCGUCCGAUUGUGUCGCUACAGCCGAAAGACUUCCUGUGCCGGUACGAGACGCACUGUUUCGCCCUAUGCCACUGUUGUGAUUUUGAUGCGUGUGAUUGUGAGAUGACGUGUCCGUCGAACUGCACCUGCUACCACGAUCAAACUUGGGGCACGAAUGUGGUGGACUGUGGCAAUCAGGGCGCAGGUUCGACGGCUGCUGCCGGUGGACUUCGACCGGUGCCAAUGGAUGCCACCGAAGUGUAUCUGGAUGGGAACGAUAUCCCAGAACUGCAGCACCAUGUGUUCAUUGGUCGUAAGAAUCUGAAAGUGCUGUAUGCGAAUGCGAGCCAUAUCACUACCAUUCAGAAUCGAACGUUUGCCGGAUUGACGGCCCUGCAAGCGCUCCAUCUAGAGGAUAACGCGCUCCAAAGGAUCCACGGGUAUGAGUUCGAGAAUCUAGCACUGUUGCGUGAGCUGUACCUUCAGAACAACGCACUCCAAAGCAUUGCCAAUGGGUCGUUUGCUCCGUUGUACUCGCUGCGCGUGCUGCGACUCGAUGGCAACAAGCUGGUAACGAUGCCACUGUUCCAGCUGCAAGCAGCCCAAGGUAAUCUGCAGGCACUGCAAUCGCUCUCGCUCGGCCGUAAUCCGUGGAGCUGCCGGUGUCGGUUCCUGCCCGAGUUGACUGCGUUCGUUGCGGACAAUGCGGUCAUCGUACAGGAUCCGCAGGAUGUGUACUGUGCCGAUGAUGGUGUGCACCGCGAGCUAGACUUUAAUGUGAGUGCCGCGUGUAGUGACUUUUAUGCCGGACGUUCCGUGCUACCCGGCGAUGGACUAUCCGAAACGUACAUCCUGCUAAUGGCCAGUGCGUUCGUGCUAACCUGCCUGCUACUCAUCGCCGUGCUUGUGUUUGUGUUCCGUGAGCCACUCCGCUUCUGGCUGUUUUCGCGAUACGGUGUGCGUGUGUUUGGACCGCGGUGUGAAGAUUCGGAAAAGUUGUACGACGCGAUCCUACUGUACUCGGCCAAGGAUGCUGAGCUGGUGGCGCGCAGUAUAGCGAGUGAGCUAGAAAAUGGGCGACCUCCGUUACGGUUGUGCUUGCAGCAUCGGGAUCUUCCGGAGGAUGCAUCCCAUCUGCAGCUGCUGGAGGCUUCUCGUGCCUCGCGGCGCAUUGUAGUGCUGUUGUCGCGUAACUUCCUGCAGACGGAGUGGAGUCGGUGCGAGUUACGCCGGGCGGUGCACGAUGCGCUUCGUGGCCGUCCGCACAAGUUGGUGGUGGUGGAGGAGGGUGGUGGUGUACUGCUGGAAGCGGAGAACGAUGUCGAGCUAGUGCCGUAUCUAAAGACGACCACGGUCACAAGGGUGCGGCGUGGCGAUCGUCACUUCUGGGAGAAGCUACGGUACGCCUUACCGGUUGAGGCGCCCUACCGUGGCAACAACUACACCAUCGACCAUCACGAACGGGUGAAGCAGACGGGUGCUGGAGGUGGGGCGGGAGGUGCAGGUGGUGCUGCCGGUGUCAUGUUCCGGCAGCCUCCUCCACCCGCCUACUGUCCGGAGAUUGACGAGGCGAACUACUCUUCGGCGACGACGGCAACUCCUUCGCCGCGGCCUUCGCGGCGCGGUAUGGUGGAGGUGCCCACGCAGCGUCCUCCUAGCGAACACAUCUACUCGAGCAUCGAUUCCGACUACAGUACGCUCGAGUGCGAGAACAUGGUGAUGGCACCGGCCGGCGUACAUCGUCCGUCGUGGCGAUCGGCUGGCGGACAUCCCGUGCAGAACGGUGGUACGAUGCAUCAUCCACAUGGUGCGGGUGCCGGUGGCCAUCACGUGCAGGCGUAUCUGGUAUGAGACGGCACACGAACCCGCCGUCUUUUAAGUCGUUAGUCAGUAGAGGUUAAUAGGCGUAGUGCAUCAACGAAC